ACCAAAAAGAGAAACCAAAAGAAAGAAGAAAUUGAGUCGCGGAGCAGUUGCUGGUGCUACAGUACUACGAGAAGAAGGCUAUUUUGACAGGGCCAGUACAGUUUGCUCUCUUUUUUUCUCUUUUUGCUCCUUGGGAUGAAGUAGCCUUUCUUUUCUUUUCCCCUAUUUAACUCCUUUUAACGAAUGCUGGACUUGGCUUUGAUAGUGAAUGGCCAUGUAUUUACAUACAUUCUAAGCUAAGAAUAAAUUGAUUACAACAUUAGCAAGAUGAGCAGGUGCACCGCGCGUGAAAACAAGACCUGGACCAAAUUAGUAGCUCCAGGGGCACCCGUGUAGCGACCUAUUCAAUAGAGGCCGCAAAAUGUGAAAUGACUACCUAUAUUCCGUCUAAUCCAAAGACACUCUUCGUGUUACUAGCAGCAGCACUACUGCCUAUUAGUAGCAAUACCCAGUACCUUAGUAUAUAUUAGCAGUAAGCCAAGCCAAGCGCAGCAGAGCCGAUUGAGCUUCCGCUUCGGCGUUAAUGCCCGUAUGCGCAAGCCGCUCCGUCCUGAUGUCCUGCCAAAUUGAGGUAGUUUUUUCUUUCCUUUUAGUUUUUUUUUUUUUUUUUUACUCACACCCCGAGGGAACCAUAGAAUGGCCUCCUGGGCCUCUCUUACGGUCACAGGUAUGCUAAGCACAGAGACGAGGAAAUUACUGGGCCGCGGUAAGGCCAAACUGAGGCAUUUACCAAGACAGGGGCAAGAUGCCGGGAAGCGUCUAGCCCACGCAUAUGACCGCAUCUAUAGAGAGAGCAAGGGCUUGGAGUAAACGAUCGCUUGUCGCGGGUCCGCUUCCGCGCGUUUGUAUGGCGCCGUGGGCCAUGAAUCCUUCGCCGUUCGCCGACGCCCAGUUCUUGUCGUACUGUAGGCUAUAGGACGAGAGCGACGACAAAAUAGGAGAGGGGCUCCCCGCUUCUGUUUACGGAGCGGCGGCAUUCGGUCAAAACUGGGAAAGCUGAACAUCCGGGGCACAGCAGAGAGCCUGUUUUGAUUAGAAUAAAUGAAGGGCACACCAUUUCUGCUGUGAUGGAUGGGGAGGAUGAGAGGGGUUGCGAAACCAUCUCGAACAGCUCGCUUAUUCCAGAUUUUCAGGGAUCUCACCCCAGAUACACCGAGCAGCAAGGUGUCGCCGCAUAUAGGAGCAUUCACGGAGGAAUAUCGCUGG
Molecule: messenger RNA, 1206 nt
Organism: Trichoderma atroviride IMI 206040
Lineage: Eukaryota; Fungi; Ascomycota; Sordariomycetes; Hypocreales; Hypocreaceae
Source: RefSeq, a predicted model, not a curated record